This is a messenger RNA of Lonchura striata (white-rumped munia), 3613 nucleotides long. It is a transcript of the gene SLC16A10, whose product is annotated as solute carrier family 16 member 10. The record is from RefSeq and is a predicted model, not a curated record. Gene Ontology annotation, molecular function: transmembrane transporter activity. Gene Ontology annotation, cellular component: basolateral plasma membrane. Gene Ontology annotation, biological process: transmembrane transport. NCBI's taxonomy places the organism in Eukaryota, Metazoa, Chordata, Aves, Passeriformes, Estrildidae.
AUGGCGCCGGUGAGCGAGCAGCUGGAGCCGCAGGGCGCGGGGGCAGACCCCGCCGCCGCGUCCCCCCUGCCCGGCCCGCCGGCGGCCGAGGAGCCGCGGCGGGAGAGCGGCGGCGAGUGGUGCCCCGGGGACGGCGAGAGCGGGGCCCAGCCGUGGGCGGAGGAGGCCCCCAGGAGCCCGAGCCGCCCCGGGACCGCUGCGGUGCCGGAGCCCCCCGAGGGCGGCUGGGGCUGGGUGGUGAUGCUGGCCUCCAUGUGGUGCAACGGCGCCGUCUUCGGCAUUCAGAACUCGUGCGGGGUCCUCUUCGUCUCCAUGCUCCAGCUCUUCGGCAGCAGCGACGACAAGCAGCUGGUCUUCAAGACAGCAUGGGUGAGCUCUCUUUCUAUGGGAAUGGUCUUCUUCUGCUCCCCAAUAGUCAGCAUAUUCACAGACCUGUUUGGUUGUCGAAAAGUAGCUGUUAUUGGAGCUGCAGUAGGGCUUGUUGGACUCCUUUCAAGUUCUUUUGUAAGCACCAUUGAACCUCUGUAUUUCACCUAUGGGAUCCUGUUUGCCUGUGGCUGCUCGUUUGCCUACCAGCCAUCCCUGGUCAUUCUCGGGCACUACUUCAAGAAGCGCCUUGGACUCGUGAAUGGCAUUGUCACCGCGGGCAGCAGCUUGUUCACAGUGUCACUGCCCUUCCUCCUGAAGGUCCUCAUCGACUCUGUCAACCUGUUCAACACCUUGAGGGUCCUUUGCAUCCUUAUGUUUGUUCUGUUCCUGGCUGGAUUUACAUACAAACCUCUUGUUCCCAACACCAAAGACAAGGAGGGAGGAAAGAAGGGAAAAUUCAAAUUACCUCCUGCGAAAAAGAUUUGCAACUUCUCAGUUUUCAAAGUUCUCAGUUACCGAAUCUGGGCUUUAGGGAUUCCAGCUGCACUUUUUGGAUACUUUGUGCCUUAUGUUCACUUGAUGAAUCAUGUAAAAGAGAGAUUUCGUGACAGUGUGCCAGAAGAAGUGCUUCUGCUGUGUCUGGGCAUUACUUCAGGAGUUGGUAGAUUGGUUUUUGGCAGAGUGGCAGAUUAUAUUCCUGGUGCAAAAAAAAUUUAUCUACAGGUGGCCUCAUUUUUUUUUAUUGGGCUGAUGUCUAUGAUGAUUCCAUUGUGCCAUGUCUUUGGAGCUCUCGUUGCUGUCUGUCUCUUCAUGGGCCUGUUUGAUGGGUGCUUCAUUUGCAUUAUGGCUCCUAUUGCCUUCGAGCUCGUUGGGGCUCAGGAUGUCUCCCAGGCCAUCGGAUUUCUGCUUGGACUCAUGUCAGUGCCUAUGACAGUUGGUCCACCCAUUGCAGGUUUGCUGCGGGAUAAGCUUGGUGACUAUGAUGUGGCAUUUUACCUGGCUGGAGUCCCUCCCCUCAUUGGAGGAGCUAUUUUGUGUUUCAUCCCCUGGGUCCAUGAACGGCAGAAGUUGAAAGAGAGAACAAAACCUGUUGAUGGAGAAACUACUGAGAAAAUGCUGGAAAAUGAAAGCACUUUGGUGUCAGACAUGACAGAAAAGCCAGUCAAAGAACUGGAUUCUGGCUUUUGAUGCUCUUUUCUUUUCCCUAUACCAUCCUGACCUCCUCCUACUGAAACCAGAUUUUUUUUUUGGCUGAAGAUACUAUACAAUACUGAAGUCUUGAACUAUUGCUCAAAUUACAAAACUGCUACAAGAACCUUUUAUACCAUUGAACUUUUUUGACAAGUCUUUGAAUUUGAUUUCAAGCCACAUUUUUAAGGUAUUUGAAGUUUUGUAGCUUUAGUGUGUAUGUGCGUAGUGAUUCUGCGUGUGAAGAGCAUAUUUUUAUAAUCCAUCAGAACUGAUUUCUGGAAAUGUGAAAGCUGUUUUUCCUUCACUGACCCAGGAUUCUUCAGUGAUGUCUAUUGUCCAUCCUCUGCAGGCACACCCUUGGGUGUUUAUACUGGAUAAUAUAGUAGCUCUUAUGACUGAUCUGGUUUUUUGAAGAUUAUCAUGCUGUUUACAGUCUUCUGUAAUUCUCUAUAAUGAACACAAAUAUGAAAUAUGAAAUGAUUGUUUCAUUAGAAAGCUAAAUUAUUAUACAACUUUUGAAACACUCACUUGUGUUUGCAUUCAUCUUUCGCAGUAGCCCUAAGAACAUUAAGGAUGACAUUUUUGAUGGGCUCAGGUUUUGAAUAUGUUCAAACCAAGCUCCAAGUGCAAACACGUUCAGAAGUUAAGCUGCUGUAUAAUAGAUUAUUAUUAUUAUUAUUUGGUGAAGGCAAUACCCUUAAGAUGUAUGUUCAUAAAUCUUUUUUCAGCCAAACCUCAGAGUAGUAGAUAGUUUUGAAACUGUACUGACUAAUUCUUUGGAGCAGUAUUGUGAAUUAGACUAAAUUUCAAAUUGUUUUGUUGUACUUGUUAGGAUUUGUUUGUUUGUUUGUUUGUAAAACCAAGACAGCUUUAAAGGAUACUUUCUAAGUGCAAUACCAAGUUAUUUUUAAUGUGGAAAAAUACACGAGCUAUUAAAACAAUAUUCAGCAUUUAAAGAUUUUUGCACUAAGUGAACAUGCAGGUUUAUUACAGGUCUUUAUAGCUGUGCUCAAUUGCCUGUAGAUUAUAUGGCUCCAUAUUUUUUCCAAAUAUAAAGAAAUGUCUUUGCAUGUCCUAUUUCUUGCUUAACACCCUAAACAAAUGGUCCCAUUGCUUAUGUAUUCUUAGGUAUUAUACACUAUUUGUCAAGGAAGUAACAUCUUUCUGAAAAAUGUUUAAAAGCAUAAUUCUUUGAAAUUAAAACACUGCUUUUAAGUUUAUCAUAAAACACUAAUAAGCACACUGCUUAUCUAUGGAUAUGGUUCAGCAAUCACUGGAAUACUUAAUCAUUUUUUAUUUCAGGUCCAUUUAAUACCAAUAAUUUUUGUUGCCUCACUUAAAACUGUCAUAGCAAAGAGUAAACUAAAUGUGAUCUGGACAAAACAUGUGUUUAAGUACUUUUUUAAUUAGUAACUGUUCUUUACAUAAACCAUGGAGGCACACUGUUUUUUUUUUUUUUUUAAUAGCCUUUAUAAUAUUUUUUAUUUUCAUUCUUCUUUUUCCAGUGUUGUAGUAAAUUGCUCAGAAAACCCAUAUAAAACAGCAAUACUAUUGCAUUUAAUGUUUACAUCUAGCAACUGACAGAAGUUCAUUAAAUAUAAUAAUGCAAAGCAUUCUAAAUAUUUGUAGACCAAAGCUCAGGCUUUUUUUUAUAUUGCAGAAUCUCAAUCCCUACUUUGCAUGAGUGAGGUCUAAAAGAAUUGAAAAUUAAAAUGUUAGCAAGACAUAUGGGGAGGGACUUGGAGGUGGGAGGGGAAAAAAGCCAAUCUGGAAAACCAAGGUCCCUUCAGGUUCACUGGGACUUUUGCUUUGGCACAUUGUAAGUACUUCUAAAAAUGUCAUUGAAAUAUGCAUAGUAGUGUUAAUUAAAAUUACUGCCUUCAUUACUAAGGUGAUGCUGACAGCCAAUGCUGCUCUUGUCUGGAGUGUUUCUGUAGAAUGUGUUAUUCAGUAUUAUUUUCCAUUUGGGCAAAGCAGAAUAUGAUGUUGGCUAAGUGUGUUAAAAGACUUUCGUUUCCUGUUGUUCUGUUAUGAAGAAUUAGUGUUCAUCAUA